Lathyrus sativus (Indian pea) is the source of this 243-nucleotide messenger RNA. The record is from the annotation of a GenBank genome assembly. Lineage: Eukaryota; Viridiplantae; Streptophyta; Magnoliopsida; Fabales; Fabaceae.
AUGCCUCAUGGGGCUCAAAUAGGUAGUAGUGGUGCGCAAUCAAAUAAUCAAGAAGAUGAAACACCACAAUUUUGCACUCAAGGUAGCUUAGAAACAGUUAACCUUGGUGAAGAAGUUGCAUCCGUACGUGUUGUGAAUACGCAUAAACAAAGGUUCCAACAAAAAGAGGAUGAAAUUCUCAUUCAAUCAUGGCUCAACGUUUCAAAAGAUUCAAUUGUUGGGGUUGAUAAAAAAAAGAGAUAG